Entrophospora candida is the source of this 375-nucleotide messenger RNA. NCBI's taxonomy places the organism in Eukaryota, Fungi, Glomeromycota, Glomeromycetes, Entrophosporales, Entrophosporaceae. The record is from the annotation of a GenBank genome assembly.
AUGAAUUCAUUUGAAAAUAGUAGUCAUUCUGCUGCUGGUGCUAACUCACAAGGACCAAAAGCUCCAAAAACUCUUUUUUGUUAUGGUUGUCAAAAAGAUAAGCAGAUUCAAUCAUUUUCCAAAACACAGAUUACUAAAGUCAUGUCAAACAUACAUAAUCCCUAUGCACCUCGUGGUAAAACAAUUAAAAAACAUCAUACAAUGUGUAAACAAUGUACUCCUCAACAAAAUGAAAAUUUGACUUGUAUGGUUUGUACACGUGAAAAGCCUUUAAAAUGUGUUGACAAACAUAAAGACGAAGAUAUUGAUGACAGUGAACCCUCCGAAAGUGACCCCGAGGCUGAACAAAAUGAAACUUGGGAUGACAUUUUGUAA